Cariama cristata (Red-legged seriema) is the source of this 1329-nucleotide messenger RNA. It is a transcript of the gene NDC80, whose product is annotated as NDC80 kinetochore complex component. The transcript is spliced from 9 exons. NCBI's taxonomy places the organism in Eukaryota, Metazoa, Chordata, Aves, Cariamiformes, Cariamidae. The record is from RefSeq and is a predicted model, not a curated record. The annotation marks the transcript as partial. Gene Ontology annotation, cellular component: Ndc80 complex. Gene Ontology annotation, biological process: attachment of mitotic spindle microtubules to kinetochore.
GAGGAUUUAUUUAAUAUAGAUGAAUUCCAGAUAGAAACUUUAGCAGCUGACAACAAAAGACUUCAUGAAGAGAUUGCAAGACUAGAAAAAGAAAAGGAAAGUGAGCCGGAUCGUAGAGUAUCACUACGAAAUGUGAAAUCAUCUCUUCAAGCAGAUGUCCAGAAAUACCAGGCUUAUUUGGCUAAUCUGGAAUCUCAUAUAGCCAUCCUUGAUCAAAAAAUGGAAGGUGUUAAUGAGGAAGUUGAGACAGCGGAAAUGGAAGUAGAAGCAAUGAAGCAGGAGAAUGCCCGGCUCCAGCACAUCUUUGAUAACCAAAAGUACUCAGUUGCGGACAUUGAGAGAAUAAAUCAUGAGAGAAAUGAGUUGCAGCAAACCAUUAACAAACUGACUAAGGAAGUGGAAGCAGAAGAACAUCAGCUGUGGAACGAAGAGCUAAAAUAUGCUAGGAAUAAAGAGGCGAUUGAAAUGCAACUGGCAGAGUACCAUAAACUGGCUCGAAAGCUGAAAUUAAUUCCAGUAAGUGCUGAGAAUUCCAAAGGCCAUGACUUUGAGAUUCAGUUUAAUCCUGAGGCAGGACCAAAUUGCCUAGUCAAAUACAGAACUCAGAUCAAGGCUCCCCUUAUGGAGAUCAUAAACCAGACUGAGGAAGAAAUUAGGAAGGCUACUCAACGGAAAAUGAGUUUGGAAGAUACUUUAGAACAGGUGAAUGUAAUGGUAGUGGACAAGAAAAGCAGUGUUAAAAUGCUGAAAGAAGAAGCUGAAAAGCUGGAUGAUCUUUACCAUCAAAAGCUUAAGGAAGCAGAAGAGGAAGAGCAAAAAUGUGCAAAUGAACUGGAAUUGUUAGAGAAGCAUAAACAAUUACUUGAGAGUGGUGUCAAUGAAGGUCUCAGUGAAGCCACAAAUGAAUUGCAUGAUCUUCAAAGACAAUAUCAAGUUGUUAUGCAAACAACAACAGAAGAGACCAGGAAAGCUGGUGAUAACUUGAAUCGUCUUUUAGAGGUGAUUGCUACUCAUGUAGUAUCUAUAGAGAAAUAUCUUGAUGAACAGAAUGUGAAAAUUGACAGAGACUAUGAAGAAUUCAUGUCUGAAGAUCUAUUGUCAACCUUGACUGGAAUUCUAGACAGUUACAAAAAGAAGGCUGAAAGUUUGUAACUACCAAAAAGGUGGAAAUGAAAACUUUGCAUUUCUGAAGCUCUCCUAUGGUGCCUUCUAAAAGGAUGGGUACUUCCUGGGUUUAGCAGUGAAACUGUUUUUAAGUGUAAGGAAAUGUUUAUGAACUUUCUUUGGUUUAUUGACACAAAUACAUUAAAGAAUUAAACAAUAUAUUUG